AAAGUGAGAGGAAACUAAUUUAGAUUCAGUACCCGUUCUUUCUCGCCCGCAAGUUCUUCGCACGGAAGGAAAGAAAUCCUCGCUGAUUCCUCGCUGCAAAUCUUCACGCUGAAAGGAAACGAAUUGCCAUUCCCUAAUUCCUCGCUGCGUUGGAUUACGGAAGGAAAGAAAUCCCGGGGUUUUAUUAAACAAAUCUGCUCUCAUCUUCAAUCUGUAAUCUCAGCCGAUGUUCAUUACUCGCCAAAGACGGGUAAGCCGCUUCAAUAUCUCUUUUUUAUUACUACGUUCAGAUUAAUUGUCAGAGGGUUGUUGUCCGUCUUUGGUGAUCUCUCUUGAAUUGUUUGCUGGAAAUUAUGGAUGGACCUAGCGUUUUGAGUGUAGUCACGGUGGCAACAAUUGGAUUUCGCAGGGAUGGAGAUGGUGACAGCCCGGCAUGGAUUAAAAUCUUGGCGCGGCUCCUUGAGAGAAUGAUAAAGUUGGAGAGCAAACUUAAGGUUCUAUAUAUUUCUCUCUCAUUUUUAUUCGUAAAUUUAUCUAGCACUACAAAAUGAAUUGAGUGAAUGUUGGUUUCAAUUGGGUAAUAGAUUCCAAUCUGUUGCUAUGUUGAACUCUUGAUUGAUAUAAGGAGUAUGAUGUUUGUUUACAAUGUUUUAUUAGAGCAAAUGACAAUUGAAAUCUAUUUGAGGCUCCUUAUUUAGAAACGAGAUUAUGAGUUUUAUGACCUACUUAGUAUUCAUGAGAAUGUUUUUGGCUUCAAAUGGAAAGGAUUUUCCGAUAUUUUUAGCACGGAUAUUUACAAGACACGAAAGUGAAUCGAGGAUGUCAAAGAGAAGGUUACUAAUUACAAUAAGAUUGCAUAUAGGCAGAGUUACACUACAAUUAAGGUUUUGGAAUAAUCAUUUUCAGAGCUGUUAAAGACAGGAUGUCAAGCAUUCUUAACUUGAUUUUUAUUUUUUUUCCUCUGGGGAUAGUGGGAUACACCCUUUGCGAAGUCAAACCAGGUGAGGGCUGCUUUCCUAGCCAUGAAAGCAAUGUGAAAUUCAGAUAAUUAGCUUAUUAUGUGUCUUUCUUUCUAGAAGUUUUUAUUAUAUUUACAAGGUUUGUGUUUGGUGUUUGUUUGUACUUUCAUUCACUGACGUAUGACUACACCCUUUUAUUAAUAGAGAUGAGCAUAAUGGGUCUAAAAAUUAAUGCAGUUUCCCAGUGGGGAAUGUGCUCAGCAAUUUUCCUCUAUUAAGGGGUAGUGGAAGACCUAAGGAGAAGCAGACUGAGAUGAUACAUCUCACUAAGGACAUGACUGAAGAUAUGAACUAUUGUAGACCAACUAUUAGAGUUAUAGGGUAGACUUUGUUUGAACUGCUUAGCUAGGCAUUUAGGUCUUCCCAAGGUUGUGUUGGUGUCCCUGAUGUGGCCUUCAGGGAAAUUAACCUAGAACAGGUUUAAGUCCAUGUUUACUUCACAAAAACAUACAGGUUUAAGAAAAUAAAAUAAUCAUUUUGAACUCAUUUGCACUGUCUGUUUAAAUCCUCUGCCGUUGCAAUUUAUGUUUUUUUGAGCACCUUUAAUAGGCUGGACUCAAUUAUACUAUAACCCCUUUGAGAUCAAUAAAUCAGGAGGCUAUAGGCUGGAGCUUAUUUAAGUGCAACUUGGACACAAUUUAGUUACAAACUUAAUGAUCAACUUCAGAGCUUGCUUAUUUACGUUUAAGUACAUUCAUGGAAAUUAAAUGUUCAUUUUGAUCUCAUAUAUACUGUUUGUUUAAUUCCUCUGUCGUUUAGGUGUGCAUCAGUUUAUCUUUUUUGACUACUGCACUUUAUGUUUGUUGAGCAAAAAUGUUCAAAAAAAUUUGUAAACGAAAUUUGCUGCAGUUUAUGAACGAGAGCAAUGUUAUAUUCAGCACUGUCUAUGUGUUUGUUGAGCACUGUCAAUAUGAAUAUUUUAUAUUUGUCUACAUUUCUGCAGUCUAUAUACGGCAACAGUGUUAUAUUUGCUGCAGUGCUCAAUAUAACAUUGCUGCAGGUGGUACACGGCAGUUUCUGUUUAGCUCCUCGGCACAACAGUUUAUGUUUGUUGAGCAAAAAUAACAUUGUGAAAUAUAAUAGUACUUCUUGCUUUUGGUGUACUUAUUCAUACUUAAUUGAAUUGUUCACACAGAAUGUGCCGGGUGGAGACUUACAACUGGAUCUCUUUAACAGACUCUUGAUAGAUUAAUCAUAUCUUUUUAAAGUUGAGGUCAGGCGUGCACACUUCGAUGAGUUUGAUCCUUCCUAUAAUGUUAUUGACAUUUGUUUUGAUGAGAAAACCAUCUCGCAAUUCAAGUAAACGAAAUUGACAUUUUUCUUGGUCCAGGUUUGAUUACAUACGUAAUGUAAUAUACAUUUGGCUUUAGUGAAACUUUUGUUACGAAUAAUAAACACGUUGGCUUUAAGAUGCUAAUAAAAUGCUGUUUUGUCAAACCAUUGGUUAUAGACUGAUGUGACUUUGGGACUUUCAACUGGGGGAAAAUCAUCACAGCAUACCUUAGCAUACCUUCUUUGUGGGCGAUGCAUCAUCAUGUGUAAAGAAUUUGAUUGAAGAUUUUGUGGAAUCAAAGGACAAUCAGUUUGAACACGGUCUGGAGAUCAUCACCGACUACACUGUACAAAAAAAUGAAAAGGUUGAACAUUGUGAUAGAGACGAUGAUGAAUCGAGCAAGAAAAUGAAGACCAUUAAAAUAGAGAAAAGUUAAGAAUAGAACUCCAUAGAGUGAGCUUGAGAGAAUUUAUAUUCUUUAGGUUUGGACAUGUGUUAGACAGUUUAUAAUUUAUGAUUGUCGGAUCCUUUGUUGUUUAAUUUUAAAAAUAUUGGAUUUUUUAUGCAUUUAGUUUUUUAAAGAAGAUUUCAUGUUUGAAUAAUUUAUACUAAAUGCAAUAUUCUUAU
Messenger RNA from Cuscuta campestris, 2919 nucleotides. Lineage: Eukaryota; Viridiplantae; Streptophyta; Magnoliopsida; Solanales; Convolvulaceae. The record is from the annotation of a GenBank genome assembly.